GUUAUUUUGAUACUGCGUAAUUUGAAUCCACCGCGACUUUGCAACGGUACUCGACUUUCGGUAAAGAGACUUAUGCCGAAUUUAAUUGAGGCAACCAUUAUUAACGGAAAGUACGCAGGUGAAAAUGUAUGUAUUCCUCGAAUACCAAUGAUUCCGACUGAUCUUCCGUUUGACUUCAAACGAUUGCAAUUCCCAGUUCGCCUUGCGUUCGCAAUGACAAUUAAUAAGUCGCAAGGCCAAUCGCUUAGUGUUUGCGGGAUAAAUUUGGAAAAUCAUUGUUUUUCACAUGGACAGUUAUACGUUGCGUGUUCACGAGUUGGGAAACCAUCCGCUUUGUUUGUGUUAACGUCAGACCAAAAAACAAAAAAUGUGGUUUACCAAAGAGCACUACAAUGAAACAAUUAAAUAACACUUCAUUUUAGUAGGUAAUUGAAAUGAAUUUAUUACUGUUGUGAAAUGAAAUAAAUAUUUUCCUUUUCAAAUAUAUAACAAAAAAAUUUUUUUUUCUUUAUCUUUUAAUCACCAAACGAAAUG
Messenger RNA from Rhopalosiphum padi (bird cherry-oat aphid), 534 nucleotides. RefSeq lists its product as uncharacterized. The transcript has a single exon. The record is from RefSeq and is a predicted model, not a curated record. Lineage: Eukaryota; Metazoa; Arthropoda; Insecta; Hemiptera; Aphididae. Bases 73 to 396 code for a protein of 107 amino acids.